AUGGCCAAGGGGAGACGCUUCAACCCAUCCCUGGACAAGGACGGAAGAUGGUUCCCUCAUGUCGGACUCAUGCAGAAGACCCCGGAAUCCAUCACACGCGCUACGUUAAAGGAGCCCCUUUGUGCGCAGGCGGCUCGGCAGGUGGAGGGGAGGCUGCCGCCCAUCUACAAGGUCCGGGAGAAGCAAGCAACAAACAACAACUUCCCCUUCUCCAUGCAUGACAACCGGCACACUUUUGAGAAUUCCGGAAACUACCUUGACUCCGGCCUGGGACGGAAGAGGAUCUCCCCCGAUAAAAGGCAACAUGUUUCCAGGAAUUUCAAUCUUUGGGCAAGCGACUACGUUCCAUCUUGUCUCGAUGGCUUUUCAAACAACCAGAUAUCCUAUGUGUACAAGGAGGCCAGGGUGGACCCGCGGUUCAGGCGCUUUCCCAGAUGUUACGCAGAGAUCUGGAGCACCUGCCGAUUUACUCCUGAGCACAGCUACCCAAAGGUUUUGAGAAAGAAACCAAAAGUAAGGUUUGCUGUCCACCAGAAUAUUGCUGUUCUCCUGGAGCCAUGA
This is a messenger RNA of Lepus europaeus (European hare), 561 nucleotides long. It is a transcript of the gene TEX36, whose product is annotated as testis expressed 36. The record is from RefSeq and is a predicted model, not a curated record. The transcript has 4 exons. Bases 1 to 561 code for a protein of 186 amino acids. NCBI's taxonomy places the organism in Eukaryota, Metazoa, Chordata, Mammalia, Lagomorpha, Leporidae.